Messenger RNA from Protobothrops mucrosquamatus (brown spotted pit viper), 1086 nucleotides. RefSeq names its product sulfatase modifying factor 1 (gene SUMF1). The record is from RefSeq and is a predicted model, not a curated record. The transcript is spliced from 8 exons. Lineage: Eukaryota; Metazoa; Chordata; Lepidosauria; Squamata; Viperidae. Bases 1 to 858 code for a protein of 285 amino acids. Gene Ontology annotation, cellular component: endoplasmic reticulum.
AUGGUCCCUAUUCCAGCCGGGGUGUUUACAAUGGGAACUGAUGAGCCCAUUAUAAAACAAGAUGGAGAAGGGCCUGGAAGGAGAGUCCACAUUGGUCAUUUUUUCAUGGAUCGCUACGAAGUCAGCAAUGCAGAGUUUGAGAAGUUUGUGAAUGCUACUGGCUAUGUUACAGAGGCAGAAAAAUUUGGUGAUUCCUUUGUAUUUGAAGGCAUGUUGAGUGAAGAAAUGAAGAAGGGGAUUCAUCAAGCUGUUGCAGUUGCUCCUUGGUGGCUGCCAGUUAAAGGAGCAAACUGGAAGCACCCAGAAGGCCCUGAUUCUGAUAUCUUAAAGAGGCUGGACCAUCCAGUUCUUCAUGUUUCUUGGAACGAUGCUGUGGCCUUUUGUGCUUGGGCAGGAAAACGGUUACCAACUGAAGCCGAAUGGGAAUAUAGCUGCCGGGGAGGUCUUGAAAACAGACUUUUUCCCUGGGGAAACAAACUUCAUCCAAAUGGUCAGCACUAUGCAAAUAUUUGGCAGGGAGAAUUCCCUAGAAGCAAUACAGAGGAAGAUGGCUACAAAGGCACUGCAUCUGUAACAGCAUUUCCUCCAAAUGGUUAUGGCUUGUACAACAUUGUGGGAAAUGCCUGGGAGUGGACAUCAAAUUGGUGGGAAAUUAAUCAUUCUGCAGAUGAAACAUACAGCCCGAAAGGACCUUCAGAAGGGUCUGACCGAGUGAAGAAAGGUGGAUCCUAUAUGUGCCAUAAGUCCUAUUGCUAUAGAUAUCGAUGUGCAGCCCGAAGCCAAAAUACGCCUGACAGCUCCGCUUCCAAUCUGGGGUUCCGUUGCGCUGCUGACAAUCUGCCAGACUACUUAAAGUGACAAAGCUUGACAGCUCUGGAGGACAGAGAGAUCUCACCAGGUUUUGCGAAAAAGGAUGCAGCUCGAAGAUUCUACAUUUGUUUUGCCAAAACAGAAGACUCUGGAAAUUCUGAAUAUUUCAGCCAGCAGCUUUUGUUUUCUUUGAUCCCUGGUUGCAUUUCCAUUUAAUGCACGUAACGUGAAAUACAUUUGAUUAUUGAACUACUUUAAAUGAAGAACUAAAUCAUA